This is a messenger RNA of Hyposmocoma kahamanoa, 1002 nucleotides long. RefSeq lists its product as uncharacterized. The record is from RefSeq and is a predicted model, not a curated record. NCBI's taxonomy places the organism in Eukaryota, Metazoa, Arthropoda, Insecta, Lepidoptera, Cosmopterigidae. The transcript has a single exon. The coding region runs from base 1 to 1002 and encodes 333 amino acids.
AUGUCAAGGCAGCAGAAGGGUAACUGGUGCUGCGUGGAGUGUAAGAGCAAGCAGCCAAAAACGGGUAACAUUAAUACGCCUAUACGGGAGCUUAAACACACCUCCGUAUCGGAGACCCGCGCGGGUAUACAGAGCACCGGUAAUGAAAAUGUCACUUUUCGUAAAACAAUUACCCGAGUACCUUCUGGCUCUGUGACAACUGAUUCGGACAAUAAUGAAGUGAACACGACGGAGAAAUGGGACCACUUCGCUGGUACUAUAACUGAGCGAGUGCUAAAUGCUAUCAAAAUCGAGCUACCUUCAAUGUUGACUUCGGUACUCCAACAAGAGCUUUCUUCUAUUAAAUCUGAGAUACAAGAUUUUCGUACUUCAAUGGCAUUUUAUAAUACAGCAUAUGAGGAAAUGAAGGCUACGACAGAGAGUUUACAAUCAGAAUGUGCAAAGUUGAAAAAUGAUAAUAACCAAUUAAGAUCAACAGUAACAGAUUUAUCGUCGCGUCUUAAUAACAUUGAACAGAACUUGAGGGAGAAUAAUUUGGAGUUACAUGGCGUGUCUGAACAUCGCAGCGAAAAUCUUUUAAACUUGAUGGAGCAGUGUGCUAAGGUGGUUGGAUAUAAAUUAGUGGAGAAGGAAAUUGCUCACUGUACUAGAGUUGCAAAACAAAAUAAAGACAACAAAAGUCCGCGUACUAUUAUUGUUAAGUUUAAUGACAUCAAAAGUCGUGAUGCUUUUUAUUCUGCUGUAUAUCGGUAUAAUAAAACCAAUCCCACUGACAAGCUGAACACUGCACACUUAGGAAUGGCAGGCGACAAAAGACCAGUCUAUGUAUCGGAGCAUCUAUCGCCUAGCAAUAAGAUUCUGCAUAUGGCUGCGAGGAAGAAAGCCAAAGAACAAAACUACCAGUUUGUUUGGGUUCGAAAUGGUCGUAUCUAUGCACGAAAAAACCCGGAUUCGUCAUACAUUCUGAUAAAGAGCAUUGACAGUUUGGACCUUUUACGUUAA